AUGGUAGACAACACAUUAACUGAAAAGGUACUGUUGGCUACUGGAGGAUAUGAUCACACCAUUAAGUUAUGGCAUGCAAAUACGGGAGUUUGCAAUAGAAGCUUAACACAUUUAGAUUCUCAAGUAAAUGCAUUAGAAAUCACACCCGACAGACAACUUUUAGCUGCUGCUGGGUUUCAACAUAUUCGUAUGUAUGACUUAAAUUCAAGCAAUCCAAAUCCAAUUUUAAACUAUGAAGGGAUUUCAAAAAACAUUACUGGUGUUGGAUUCCACGAAGAUGGUAAAUGGAUGUUUACAUGUGGUGAAGAUUGUAGUGCUCGAGUGUGGGAUUUAAGGUCUAGAAAUUUGCAAUGUCAGCGUAUAUUUCAAACAACUGCACCUAUUACUAGUAUAUGCCUUCAUCCUAAUCAAGGCGAGUUAAUAUUAGGUGAUCAGUCUGGCUUGCUUCAUUUAUGGGAUUUGAAAACUGAUCACAAUGAACAACUUAUACCUGAAGUUGAUGCUUCUAUACAAUGUGUGGCUAUUGAUUCUAGUGCAAAUUAUGUUGCUUCUGUAAAUAAUAAAGGAAACUGUUACCUAUGGAGUUAUAACGGCAAUGGUACUAGACUAAGUCCAGAGCAUAAAAUGAAUGCCCACAGGAAGUACGGUCUUCAUUGUAAAUUCAGUCCUGAUUCAACAUUGUUGGUAACAACUUCGGCUGAUCAAUCAGCUUUUAUCUGGAAAACUAGUGAUUUUUCUUUGAAACAAGAACUAAAAGAUGAGAGACAGAGAUGGGUGUGGGAUACAGCAUUUAGUAAUGAUUCAGAACAUUUAUUAACAGCUUCAUCAGAUGGCAUGGCAAGAUUAUGGAACGUAGAAAGUGGCAAUAUAGAACGUGAAUAUGAAGGACAUCAAAAAUCACUUACAGCAUUAGCAUUUUGUGAUCCAUAUAGUUAG
Molecule: messenger RNA, 936 nt
Organism: Macrosiphum euphorbiae (potato aphid)
Lineage: Eukaryota; Metazoa; Arthropoda; Insecta; Hemiptera; Aphididae
Source: the annotation of a GenBank genome assembly